Pimephales promelas (fathead minnow) is the source of this 8960-nucleotide messenger RNA. The record is from RefSeq and is a predicted model, not a curated record. Lineage: Eukaryota; Metazoa; Chordata; Actinopteri; Cypriniformes; Leuciscidae.
UCUCUGUGUGUGUGUGUGUGUGUGUUCAGCACUGUGAACUGAGGAUCCAUGGCACACACAUUCAGGAUGCAGUGAACAGGGAAUUUAACGGUGUUUGAGCGAGUGGAUUCACUUCAGACUGAACUUGGAACAUUAAAUACGCAACUUGAUUUUGCUUGCUGGGGAUUUUCGUCAUGGCUUUCCUGUGGCUCUUUCUGUUGAUCAGAGGACAUGUGUGAGCACUUUCACAAGCGGACUUUCACAUCGGUGAAGUAAGCACUUGCACAGGAGGCUCAGGAUGAGAAGAUGGCCGCCAUACUGUUUCCACCGGGUCCUGACAGUCUUCACCGGUUCACUCGCGAGUCCCUGGCUGGCAUCGAGGAGCGGAUCGCCGAGGAGGAGGCCCGCAAUGCCAAGGAGUACAAGGAGGACCUGGGAGACGUGGAGACGCCCAAGUCCCGGGCCGACCUGGAGGCCGGGAAACAGCUCCCGCGAAUCUUCGGAGACAUUCCUUCUGGACUGGUGGGCGUCCCUCUGGAGGACAUCGAUCCGUUUUACUUCCAGAGCAAGAGAACUUUUAUAGUACUGAACAAAGGGAAGGCCAUCUUCCGGUUUAGUGCCACAUCUGCACUCUAUAUUUUUAGCCCUUUUCAUCCCGUUAGAAGAGCAUCAAUAAGGAUUUUAGUACACUCUUUAUUCAGUCUUUUCAUCAUGUGCACUAUCCUGACCAACUGUUGCUUCAUGGCCAUGUCUGAACCAGCGCAGUGGGCCAAAUACGUCGAGUACACGUUCACUGGCAUUUACACGUUCGAGUCGUUGAUAAAGAUCCUGGCACGGGGCUUCUGCAUCGGGCCCUUCACCUUCCUGAGGGACCCGUGGAACUGGCUGGACUUCAGCGUCAUUGUUAUGGCAUAUGUUACUGAGUUUGUGGACCUGGGCAAUGUCUCAGCGUUACGGACAUUCAGGGUUCUGCGAGCACUGAAAACUAUCUCAGUCAUCCCAGGCCUGAAGACCAUCGUCGGCGCGCUCAUCCAGUCGGUGAAGAAGCUGGCCGACGUCAUGAUCCUCACGGUCUUCUGCCUCAGUGUGUUCGCUCUCAUCGGCCUGCAGCUCUUCAUGGGGAACCUGCGUCAGAAGUGUGUUCGCAGCACCACACACUGUCUCAACACCACCUUACCUUCAUACAACAACAGCACUUUCUUCUGCAAUAACAAAACCUGGCCCUCGCUGGAGGACUUUAACAAUAAUGAAGAUAAUUACUUCAAAGUGGAAGGAGCCAAAGACGCCUUAAUAUGUGGGAAUGCAAGUGAUGCUGGCAAAUGUCCAGAUGGUUUUGAAUGUAUGAAGACUGGACGAAACCCAAACUACGGCUACACCAGCUUUGACACCUUUGGAUGGGCUUUCCUCUCCCUUUUCAGACUCAUGACACAAGAUUACUGGGAAAACCUCUAUCAUCAUACUCUGCGCUCCGCGGGGAAAGCGUACAUGGUGUUUUUUGUGGUGGUGAUCUUCCUGGGCUCCUUCUACCUGGUGAACCUGAUCCUGGCUGUGGUGGCCAUGGCGUACGAGGAGCAGAACCAGGCCACGAUCGCAGAAGCCCUGCAGAAAGAGCAGGAGUUUCAGCUCGCCAUGGAACAGCUGAAGAAGGAACAGCAGGUUGCUCAGAAAGCACAAGAAACCGAGUCCAUCUUGACCGCUGACGUGUCGCCGUUCUCCUCGCAAGGCAAAGGGAAUCUCGACCGGAGGAAAAGCUCGAGGCCGAUGUCAGAAGGGAUGACGGGGGACGACAAAUCAGCCAAGCUGGACACUAUAGAGGGGAUGAAGCAAACACACUCUUUGCUGGUCCGCACUUUAUCCUUGAGGGCCAGACGGGAAAGCCAGGUCAGCAUCUUCAACUUCCGGCCGCCGAACAAAGACUCAGAGGUGGAUUUCGCCGACGACGAGUUUAGCAAUCACGGAGAUUCGGACAGUCGAGGCGGAUCACUGGCGCUUCCCUGGAGCCGGAGACGGACCAGCGCUCAAAGCACAUGCAGUCACAGCUCCCAGUUCUUCUUCCCAAGCCUCAACAUCAACGGCAAACUCUUCGUGGCCAUGGACCAGAACGGGGUCUCGGGCCAGGGGCCGCUGUCUCCUCUGCAACUGCCCACCUGCACUAUGGAGAAGGUCAAAGAGGAGAGCGGGCACAACUCCACCAAUGAGCUGAGCAGCAUGCUGUUGCCCCAGCUGCCCCAGGAGGGCCGGGACCGGGCCCUGAGCGCCACCAGCUACAUCACUGACGCCAUGGAAGAGCUGGAGGAGGCGCAGCAGAAGUGUCACCCGUGUUGGUACGCGUUCGCACACAAGUACCUGGUGUGGACGUGCUGCCCUCGCUGGAUGAAGCUGAAGGAGUGGGUGAAGAUCAUGGUCAUGGACCCCUUCCUGGAUCUGGCCAUCACUAUCUGCAUCGUCCUCAACACACUCUUCAUGGCUCUCGAACACUAUCCCAUGACGGAUGAGUUCAACCGGAUGCUGUCUGUGGGGAACCUGGUGUUCACGGGGAUCUUCACAGCUGAGAUGGUCCUGAAGAUCAUCGCUCUCGACCCGUACUUCUACUUUCAGCAGGGCUGGAACAUCUUCGACAGCCUCAUCGUGAGUCUGAGUCUCAUGGAGUUGGGUCUGUCCAACGUGGAGGGUCUCUCCGUCCUGCGCUCAUUCAGACUGCUGAGGGUCUUCAAGCUGGCGAAGUCGUGGCCGACUCUGAACACGCUGAUCAAGAUCAUCGGGAACUCUGUGGGCGCUCUGGGGAAUCUGACGCUGGUUCUGGCCAUCAUCGUCUUCAUCUUCGCCGUGGUCGGCAUGCAACUGUUCGGGAAGAACUACGAGUCGUGUGUGUGCAAGAUCUCCAAGGACUGUACGCUGCCCCGCUGGCACAUGAAGGACUUCUUUCACUCGUUCCUCAUCGUGUUUCGGGUCUUGUGUGGAGAGUGGAUCGAGACCAUGUGGGAUUGUAUGGAAGUGGCCGGUCAGCCGCUCUGCAUUCUGGUCUUCAUGCUGGUCAUGGUUAUCGGGAACCUCGUGGUCUUGAACCUCUUCUUGGCGUUGCUCCUCAGCUCCUUCAGCGCGGACAACCUCUCGUCUCCGGACGAAGACGGAGAAAUGAACAACCUGCAGAUUGCCAUCGCUCGCAUACAGCGGGGAAUGCUCUGGCUCCGGCAGGCGCUCUGCGACUUCUUCAACGGGAACUUCAAGCGGCGGCGGCAGAAGGCGAAGGAGGCCAAAGCCAUGCUGAAGCUCAAGAGACUCAGCCAGCAGGCGCACUGGGUGGAGGGGAACGGGACGGCCGCCGUCAUCGAGCGCGGCGGGGAGGAAGACAGUUACAUGACCAACCCCAACCUCACCAUCAGCGUUCCCAUCGCACCCGGAGAGUCAGACGUGGAGUUUCCAGAGGAGGAGGAGGAGGACGAGGAGGACGCGAGCGAGAGCUCGGAAGAGGAGGUGCCAGAAGAAACCAAGCCGAGCGAUGAGACCAGCCUAUCAGAGGGCAGCACCAUCGACCUCAGGAAGCCCGGCGAGGAAGAGGACGAAUACUCGGAGAUGGCCGAAGAAACCAUGGAUCCGGAAAACUGCUUUCCUGACGUGUGUGUCCGCCACUUUAAGUGCUGUGACGUCAACACGUCGGAGGGUCUGGGCCGGGCCUGGUGGCGUCUGAGGAAGACGUGUUACCAGAUCGUGGAGCACAGCUGGUUCGAGACCUUCAUCAUCUUCAUGAUCCUCCUCAGCAGUGGAGCGCUGGCAUUUGAAGACAUCUACAUUGAACAGAGGAAAGUGGUCAAAGUGGUGCUUGAGUACGCAGACAAGAUCUUCACCUACAUCUUCAUCUUAGAGAUGAGUCUGAAGUGGAUCGCCUACGGUUUCAAGAAAUACUUCACCAACUACUGGUGCUGGCUGGACUUCCUCAUCGUGGACGUGUCUCUAGUAAGCCUCGUAGCAAACACACUCGGAUACUCCGACUUUGCUGCCAUCAAAUCUCUGCGAACGCUCAGAGCGCUCAGGCCGCUGCGAGCGCUGUCCCGGUUUGAAGGCAUGAGGGUGGUGGUGAACGCUCUGAUCGGGGCGAUCCCGUCCAUCAUGAACGUCCUCCUGGUGUGUCUGAUCUUCUGGCUCAUCUUCAGCAUCAUGGGGGUCAACCUGUUCGCCGGGAAGUUCGGGCGCUGCGUCAACAGAACCGGCUUCAUCUACAACGCUUCCGACAUCAACAACAAGUCCGAGUGCCUGGAGAUGAACAACACACAGUUCUACUGGACCAAAGUCAAAGUCAACUUCGACAACGUGGGCGCAGGGUACCUCGCUCUCCUGCAAGUGGCCACCUUCAAGGGCUGGAUGGAGAUCAUGUACGCCGCAGUCGACUCGCGAUCCAAAGUGGAAGAGCAGCCCAUCAAAGAGAAGAGCCUGUACAUGUACCUGUACUUCGUCAUCUUCAUCAUCUUCGGCUCCUUCUUCACGCUCAAUCUCUUCAUCGGUGUCAUCAUUGACAAUUUCAACCAACAGAAGCGAAAGAUGAGUGGACAGGACAUCUUCAUGACAGAAGAACAGAAGAAAUAUUAUAAUGCCAUGAAGAAACUGGGAUCCAAGAAACCGCAGAAACCGAUCCCACGACCUCCUAACCCAGUGCAGGGAUUCUUCUUCGACCUGGUGUCCAAACAGGCCUUCGACAUCAUCAUCAUGUUGCUCAUCAUCCUCAACAUGGUGACGAUGAUGGUGGAGACGGACGAGCAGUCUCCCGGCGUCGAGUACAUCCUCUACUACAUCAACCUGGCCUUCAUCGUGGUCUUCACCGCCGAGUGCAUCCUGAAGAUCAUCGCUCUGCGCUGCUACUUCUUCACCGUCAGCUGGAACAUCUUUGACUUUGUGGUCGUCAUCCUCUCCAUUGUGGGGAUCGUUCUGGCGGACAUCAUCGAGAAGUACUUCGUCUCGCCGACGCUGUUCCGCGUGAUCCGCUUGGCUCGGAUCGGUCGGAUCCUCCGGCUCAUCCGCGGGGCGAAGGGAAUCCGCACGCUACUCUUCGCCUUGAUGAUGUCUCUCCCCGCGCUCUUCAACAUCGGCCUCCUCCUCUUCCUCGUCAUGUUCAUCUACGCCAUCUUCGGCAUGGCUAACUUCGCCUACGUCAAGAAGCAAGGCGGCAUCGACGACAUGUUCAACUUCGAGACGUUCGGGAACAGCAUGAUCUGCCUUUUCCAGAUCACGACCUCCGCCGGCUGGGAUAACCUCCUCAACCCCAUCCUCAACAACUCUCCCGAGGAGUGCGACCCGGACGUGCCUCACACCGGGACUAACGCUCGGGGAAACUGCGGGAACCCUUCCGUGGGGAUCACUUUCUUCGUGACCUACAUCAUAAUCUCGUUUCUGAUCGUGGUGAACAUGUACAUCGCGAUCAUCCUGGAGAACUUCAGCGUGGCGACGGAGGAGAGCACCGAGCCGCUGAGCGAGGACGACUUCGAGAUGUUUUACGAGGUCUGGGAGAAGUUCGACCCGGAAGCGACGCAGUUCAUCGAGUACUCGAAACUGUCGGACUUCGCGGACACGCUUUCCGAGCCGCUGCGAAUCGCCAAACCCAACAAAAUCAAGCUGAUCAACAUGGACUUGCCGAUGGUGAGCGGAGACAAGAUCCACUGCCUCGACAUCCUCUUCGCCUUCACCAAACGCGUUCUGGGCGAGUCGGGAGAAAUGGACGCUCUUAAGCAGCAAAUGGAGGAGAAGUUCAUGAUGGCGAACCCGUCGAAGAUCUCGUACGAGCCGAUCACGACGACUCUACGGCGGAAGCAAGAGGACGUAUCGGCUACCAUGAUCCAGCGCUCGUAUCGCCGGCACUUACUGCGACGGCAGAUGAAACAAGCCUCGUUACUUUACCGUCAGAUCAACAUGGCGGACGCCGACAAAGACGACGACAGUUUGCCGGAGAACGAAGGCCUUAUAGUCGCCAUGAUAAUGGAGAACUACGCCACCGAAGCCGAAGUCACGGAGACGCUGUCGGCGACGUCUUCUCCGCCGUCGUACGAUAGCGUGACGCGAGUGACUAGCGAGCUUUUUCACGCUCUAAUCCCGGAGGCCACGAACACGGACCUCAGCGAACCCUUUCCAAACACGGACCGAGGAGAUCGCGAGACGUUUCUGUGACGCCUUCUUUCCCUUUGUUUACCGAAUGUACCAUAGCUCACGCGGAAGGUUUUUGUAGACUGUUGAAAAUACGGAGGGGAAAGUUGCUCUUUGACCAUGCACACCUUCACAGUUUGAAUGCAUGAAUGAGAUCCGUAGUUGCGAUUAAUUAUCACAUAUAGCACAUUUUAAUCAGAGGUCUUACUUAAAACGGCGUGAUUCCCAAGAUUUGAGUCUCCAUUUAAACGUUAUCCGUCCGUCACACGUUCACACUUCACGCCAUCUUGGAAAGCAUGACGAUUACCUCUUUGUGUGUCGCUAGCGAUGAAAAGGCAGCGGUAAUAAUCGACGCGGCUGUUUGCACUCUCCGUGUUUUUGCGUUCGGCGACUAGACAAAGACAAUCAGACCCGCGCCGGAAAGGGUCCCUCGCUUAGCGAACGAUUGCACACGCUUCUUUUUCGAAACCACACGUUUGUUUCUAUUGUGAAGUAUUUAUUUUGCAUGAGAUAAACUGCAUGGUAUGGAGGGGUUAAAAGAACACUUUCUUUUUAAGGCUGAAAAUAAUUGUUUUGCACACGUUCAGCAAUAAUUUGCUACAUUUAGGUAGAACGAUAACGAUAUUUAUUGGAAUUAAAAAGGUGUCAAAGUUUCUACUGUAAGGGCCUCCAGCUGUAACUGGCUUAUAUUACUAGUGACGAUUAUAGCACAUGUGUUUUUCUAUCUCGAGCUGACGAUAGGAGAUCAGUCCGCUUGGACGCGGGUUGGCAGGUUUGGUGAAGGGCUGUUUUAUGUAGCAAUAGAUCCCAAGUGUGCCUGCUAGAACUAAAUCCUGUGUUUAUCAUUCAUCUUUGCUUUUUGUGAAUCAUCACACCGUUCCUCUGGCGCGACUUUACGGAAAUCAAGCACUCGUUUGAUGAGAGAUUCUCUCAAAGACACCUGCGCUAAAUGUUCACUAACUUGGAAUUUAUCAUGCAAAUCAAUUCAUCUCAAUCAAUUGUGAUGCAAGCAAACCUUUCCAGAUAUCACUACUGUUCAAAAGUUGUUUUAUAUUAAUAUUCUGCAAGGAUGCGUUCGAUUCCUCAAACGUGACGAAGGAUUGAAGAUUAAUGUUUCGACAACACGUAUAAUAAUCAUAAAUGAGUGAUUUCUGUCGGAUCAUGUGAGUAAUGAUGCUUUGAUCACAGGAAUAAAUUACACUUUACUGUAUAUUCACAUAGAAAACAGCUUAUUUAAAUUAUAAUUGAUAUAUUUUUGAUCAAAUGGUGACUUUUGAACAGUAGUGAAUAUGAUGCCUCAAACUGAUUGAUUACGUUCACGCGUUGAAAGCGAAGCUCGUGUUUCAGUGUAAAGCGCUGUUGUGUGUCGUCUGACCCGAUGAACUGUAAAUAAAUAUCAGAUGUCACUGUGUACAUUUGCACAGAUGAAAUGGCUUUCAUUUAAAGCGCACACUACAUUUACAGCCCUAAAAACACACACAAAGGCUCAGUGGCUUGAAUAAACUCAAUUGUAAAUGCCUUUUUUAUGCAUUUCUCAGUUUGGGUUUGUUUGCAUUACAUUUGAACACUUGAACAUGUUGAUAUAGAACGUAUUCAGGCUGGAUGCAACGCGGUGUAAUACAUUGAGGCUCAUUUGAACAUAGUUUCGAUGUUACAUGCAGUUUAGAAUUAAUGUAUUUUCUUUCUGAUAGAUUUUGCAUCGGGAGUCAUUUACUCAGAAACUGAAACUAUCUUCAUUUUAUAUGCAUCAAAUUAAAUAUGGCGUCUAGACUGACUGAAAUACCUUAAAAAGCAGCUAAUUUGCAUUUAACAUGCAGACAUUUCUGUCCAUAAAAUCAUUGAUGUUACAGCAACACAGAUCCGGCCCACGUCUGGUGUGUGUGUGUGUGUGUGUGUGCGUCACAUGCUCAACAUCUGAUCAGAAUAUGUGCAUGUUCAAGGUUUUAUAGUGAAUGAUUCAUCAGUGUUUCAUCCAAAUGUAAAAAAGCGACUCAAGAAUAAUCAAUCGAUCGCAUGUUCUGGUUCACUCAGAAAUGUCACGUUGCAGAAUUAAAACGGCCAGAUUCAUGUUCAUGACUUUAAGCAAAACAAACGGAAACACAAAUAAUAUGCAUAUUAAACUAAUGACGAACGAGCAAACGAGCAACAUCUGGAGUGUGUGAUGAACUGCCUUUGGUCAAACUCUAUUUGCACAGGAGAGGAGCCAUACAUGUGUGUGUGUGUGUGUGUGUGAGACGCUGGGGUUGAGAUGUGCGCUGCUGUUUCUCGUGGUUCACUCGUUUGACGUGAUGCUUUCGGACGGCUCGUGUGUCGAGGAAGCGCAGCAGAUUCGCUCUGACGUUCAGACCUCCUUCUGUUGAACACAUUAUCUCUCCUCGUCAAACAAAGCCAAAGAGUCUUUCCUCAUUACUGGAACGAGAGCAAUGCGCACCGGCUCUGAUACCAACCCGAGUAAACACACGAUCAUCACACUGAUAAUCAGCACCAUUUCAGUGAGACUUUUGUUGUUGAAUGAAUAGAGCAUAUAUAUAUAUAUAUAUAUAUAUAUUGCAUUUUACAGUGUAAAAAAAAACUUGAACUUUUUAAAAGCUGAGACUUCGCCAAUUAAAAACAUCGGACAGACAGUAAAUUAAGUUUAGUUUACUAAAAGGUUUUUUUUUUCUUACAAGGCAGAACCUUAAAUGUAAUAUUUAUGUAUUUAUUGUUUUCACACUGAACAGAUUCAUGCUGAUUUUAAACAAUUUAAAUAAAUGCAGUUUGAAAAUAUGAUUUAAGGAAAAACAAAUAGUUACUAAACUAUGCCAUGACUUAUUUCAGUUAUACACAGGAGCCGUUUCAUUUAUAUGUUUGAU